Molecule: messenger RNA, 1193 nt
Organism: Fusarium oxysporum Fo47
Lineage: Eukaryota; Fungi; Ascomycota; Sordariomycetes; Hypocreales; Nectriaceae
Exons: 2
Coding region: 12-1139 (375 amino acids)
Source: RefSeq, a predicted model, not a curated record
UAUCGACCCAGAUGGCGAUGUUCGACCUUCUUCUCGAACGGCCAAACUGUCAGCAACUCACCCCCUACGUUCCCUCCAACGGAUACGACGAGGAAUCUGAGGAUCCUAUAAACGAAACAACAGUCGCUCUUCCCACGCUAGCUGCAAGAUAUCACGUAUUCGAUGAUCUUCUUCCUCCUGCUGAAGCUGAAGGAGAUCUCAAUCCCCUUGGUACAAUAAUCUAUCGCUCAAGAUUCAUCGCCGUCGCAGAAGAGAGCGCUAUCGAAACUCCGAACACUCUCAAGGUCAGGACACCUCUUGAGGGUGAAGUCCGUAUGCGAGUUUCUUCACGACAUCUCACUAUGGCCUCUCACUAUUUUCGCUCCGUGAUCCAAGGGCCCUGGCGCGAGGCAUCAUCGACUUCUUCUUUUUUCGGAAAGCCUCUCCGUCAAGUCACGGCCGUUGGCUGGGAUGUUGUGGCACUUGCUAUCGUUCUUGAUAUCAUUCACGGCCGACACGGAGGUGUGCCUAGCGUCGUCGAUCUUAAGCUGAUGACUUGUCUCGCUACCAUAGUCGAUUUCUAUGGGUGCCAUGAGGUCGUCAAGAUCUUUUCCGAAGCAUGGUAUAAGAACAUCUGUACCGAGUUUGAGGAUGAGUACUCCCGUCAGACUCUGAUGUGGCUAUCUGUUUCUUGGGUCUUCCCCAACCAAGAACCUUUUGACAGAGCGACUCAGACUAUCCUCAAGCACAUGGAUGGCCGCUCACAACUGAGUAUGGAUCAUCCUCCAAUCCCUGGAGUUCUACCCAAGAUUCACGACAAACGACAAGAGCUCAUUGGUAAAAUCGUGACAGGACUUCACGACCUUCUCGACACUCUUCCCAACUCAGACUUUCUCUGCGACUGGCACAAGUACGAGUCUCCGACAUGCUCCUCUAUCGCGCUGGGCAUUUUGAAGCGAGAACUGCAACGUCUCGCAUCAAGUGACCGCCCCCUUGUGCCCCCUUUCAACGGUUGCAGUGUCAUGAGCAUGAUUCAACUGGUCAACGACAUGCCUGAGUCGAUUGCAGCUACGACCGAGGAGUAUGACCACUAUCACGAUGUGUCGGCGUGCAGCGUUAGGGCUAGGAUGAGGCGUUCUCUUUGGAGAUGUCAAGGCUGAGAUAAAUUCCUGGACUCUUGAUUUGAACAUAAACGUUGGAGGUGAUUGAUGACU